AACAGAUCAAACCAGAGCUUCUUGAUAAAUAUUUUGAACUAUGCAUAACAGACAAGAGCACAUCCGUGCAUAUCACUUUUCUCGAUAAGGAAGGAGACCAAGAAGAUUACAUCCAAUGGGAGUGGGAGUUUG
Messenger RNA from Racocetra persica, 132 nucleotides. NCBI's taxonomy places the organism in Eukaryota, Fungi, Glomeromycota, Glomeromycetes, Diversisporales, Gigasporaceae. The record is from the annotation of a GenBank genome assembly.